Molecule: messenger RNA, 253 nt
Organism: Dibothriocephalus latus
Lineage: Eukaryota; Metazoa; Platyhelminthes; Cestoda; Diphyllobothriidea; Diphyllobothriidae
Source: the annotation of a GenBank genome assembly
ACUUUCCAUCCUGCGUUUCGCCCUCCUGACCAAACCACUUAUUGACCAAGCCUCGCAGACUUCAAUCAGUAGCCUGAGCCUCGACCUUUCCAUGUGUGUUGGCAUCUGCCAGCCUGUCAACGUGGUAGUUCUCCGUUCAACCCUGCCAGAGUCAAUUCUCCUCUACCUCAAUGUCUUCCCGCUUCCUGCCACUGCUGCUACGUCGGCACAAGACAACCGACCUGGUCCGGAUGAGGGACCGCUUGUGACCUCA